AUGUCUCUCUCAACCCAAACACCGACCGACAUCACAAUGCAAAUAGUCGUUCCCAACGACUCCAAUCCUACAGGCCCGCCGCUCCUCUCAGCAGAACGCCGCAUCACCCCGACGUGGACCGUGUCCCAGUUGAAAUCGAAACUGGAACCCGUCACGGGAAUCCCUUCAUCCUCACAGUCCCUUCGCACCAGAUCUCUCGACGGGACCUGGAUCACGUUGGCAACUGACUCGUCUCUGCUCUCCGACCCCCGGUUCGGCCUAAGAAAGGGUUCGGAGAUCGAGGUCCAGGACACCCGGCCCCCGCAACUCCGACAGAACCUCAACUUUCUCGCGGCGGACCUCAGUUCGGUGGAGAAGUACCAGAUGCCCGAGAACCAGUACGAGAAGCUGGAGGACUCGGUGCUCGCGUGGAAACGCCGCCAGAAACUGGGCCGGUUUGAUCCCCACGCCAAGUCCCAAUCCCAGAUGGCCGAGGAACGGAGACGGAAGGACGAGAAAGAAAUGGACGCCCGGGGAAUCAAGGUGGGUCUGAGGUGUCGAGUCGGCCGCGAUGAUGGGAGGAGGGGCACGGUGAGGUUCACGGGCGAGAUUCCCGGGCUAGGCGGGCAGCGAGAGGACGGAUGUCUCUGGGUUGGCGUGGAGCUGGACGAGCCGGUAGGGAGGAACGACGGGAGCGUCCAAGUCGAACUGGUGAAGAGCGAGGGACGCGGCAAGCCGGUCUACGAGAUGAGGCGGGUGUUUGACUGUGCGGACAAGCACGGUGUCUUCGCCCGGCCGGAGAAGAUCGAAGUGGGCGACUUCCCACCCCUGACUGAUCUGCUCGACGAGGACAUGGAAGAGAUUUGA
Messenger RNA from Fonsecaea erecta, 846 nucleotides. RefSeq lists its product as hypothetical. The transcript has a single exon. Gene Ontology annotation, molecular function: microtubule plus-end binding. The record is from RefSeq and is a predicted model, not a curated record. Gene Ontology annotation, cellular component: cytoplasm; nucleus; microtubule plus-end. The coding region runs from base 1 to 846 and encodes 281 amino acids. Gene Ontology annotation, biological process: cytoplasmic microtubule organization. NCBI's taxonomy places the organism in Eukaryota, Fungi, Ascomycota, Eurotiomycetes, Chaetothyriales, Herpotrichiellaceae.